CAACCCACCACCUCCUUUUUCAUUCUUUCUCUUCCCAAAUAUAUAAACAUCUAAAAGCAAACCCCCCACUGCAGCUUCACAACCAAGCCCUGUUUGGGUGUUCUCAGCUCAUGGGUUUCUCUAAAGCAUUCCUUUAUGUAAACCACUCAAAGUGGGACACUGUGCAGGUUUUGAGCAGGGUUUCUUUCCAAUCCUACAUAUGGGUGAUGUGGGAUAGUCUCAACUAGGUCUGGUAUCUUCACCAUCUCCUCCAUUGCUGAUCAAUGGUCAAUGUGCAUGGUGUCAAACAUGGUGCCACCAGACGCUACAUUAUAAAUAGGGUCACUAUACCUUUACCCUUCUGCAUCUUCUCCUCCAUUUCCAUCAGUGAACCAAAAGAUGGAUCAGACCAAACUGCAUUUGAGGCUUCGCUGUUCUGGUUCCACAUUGUCGGAAGAAUCAGCACCAAAUCAGGAAAGGAACUGUUGCUGUCAUUCUCAUCUGCCUUCCUCAAGUCUACCUACACUUCAACCCUUUGCAUCAGCUGGACAGCACUCGGAAAGUAAUGCUGCUUACUUCUCUUGGCCUACCUCUAGCAGAUUAAAUGAUGCUGCUGAAGAGAGGGCAAAUUAUUUUUCCAACCUUCAAAAAGCAGUGCUAUCCGAAACUCCUGGUCCAUUGCCAAAAGGGCAGCAAGCGACCUCCUUGCUUGAGGUCAUGACCAUAAGGGCAUUUCAUAGCAAAAUCUUGCGUUGUUACAGUCUUGGCACUGCAAUUGGGUUCCGUAUUCGAAGGGGCAUGCUGACUGACAUACCAGCCAUUCUUGUUUUUGUUUCCCGGAAAGUCCACAAGCAAUGGCUGAACCCCAUCCAGUGUUUUCCCAAUGUGCUAGAGGGGCCUGGAGGUCUAUGGUGUGAUGUGGAUGUGGUUGAAUUUGCUUAUUUUGGUGCACCUGAGUUAGCUCCCAAAGAACAGUAUUAUACUGAGAUUAUGGAUGACCUGCGUGGGGGUGAUCCAUGUAUCGGUUCAGGUUCUCAGGUUGCAUCCCAAGACGGUUUUGGAACGUUAGGUGCUAUUGUGAGGAGUCAAACUGGCAACAGACAAGUUGGUUUUCUCACAAACCGGCAUGUUGCAGUUAACUUAGAUUACCCAAGUCAGAAGAUGUUUCAUCCUUUGCCACCAACACUUGGACCUGGGGUAUAUCUUGGUGCAGUGGAGAGGGCUACUUCAUUCAUCACAGAUGAUCUUUGGUUUGGCAUCUUUGCUGGAAUAAACCCAGAGACAUUUGUGAGAGCAGAUGGGGCAUUCAUACCAUUUGCUGAUGAUUUUGACAUGAGCACAAUAACAACAUUGGUAAAAGGUGUAGGAGAGAUAGGAGAUGUCAAGAAAAUAGACUUGCAGUCUCCAAUGAAUAGCAUUAUUGGAAAACAAGUGGUGAAGGUUGGGAGAAGUUCUGGGUUGACAACUGGAACUAUAUUUGCUUAUGCCCUUGAGUACAUCGAUGAGAGAGGGAUGUGCCUCUUAACAGAUUUGAUUGUUGUUGGUGAGAACCAACAGACAUUUGACCUUGAAGGAGACAGUGGAAGCCUCAUUGUGUUAACUGGCCAGGAUGGAGAAAAGGCAAGGCCAAUUGGCAUCAUAUGGGGUGGAAAUGGUAACCGUGGCCGAGUUAAGUUGAAAGCUGGCUUACCCCUAGAGAAUUGGACAAGUGCAGUUGAUAUUGGGCGCCUUCUAAAUCUCCUUGAACUUGAUCUCAUCACAACUAGUGAAGGGCUCAGAGUGGCAUUGCAGGAACAAAUGGCUGCCUCUGCAACAGCAAUAGGCUCCACAGUUGGGGACUCAUCACCCCAGGAUAAAAUGCUUCCAAAGGACAGAGCUGAAGAGAAAUUCGAGUCUGAGGGUUUUCAAAUCCAGCAUGACCCAUGGGAUGAUGGACUUGGCAGCCCAGAUUUGAAUCGACCAUUAGUGGAAGCAGAGUUUCUUCUGGAAGAUGGGGUGAGGGUUUGUCCUUGUUUUGAGCAUCAGUUCAUACCUAGCUUCCCUGAAGCACCUCCUCUCCAUGAAAACAUUGAACAGGCGAGGGUGACUCCUGAGAAUCUUUCUGCAUUGAAGCAUGACACUGAUGAAGAUGAUGGAGCAGCGAUUUCAUUGCAGCUAGGUGACCACGAGCCAAAGAGGACGCGGUUGGAUCCUUCUUCCAAUACAGGAUAAACAAAAUGAAUUGGUCUUCUGGCCUGAGCCCAGGUUGAUUGCAAAUUCAAGUUAGACAAAUGAUGGGCUUUACAUAUUGGACGGAAUUGUAUGGUGAGGAGAAAAUUUGAAACAUUUAAGCGACGAUGGUUAUCAACUUCUAAGGACUCGAGGAUCAACUCUCCUUACUCAAAUUACAACAUAACUCGAACAUAAUCUAAUGUUUUGAAUCAUCAACUAGAAUGUUAUGAGAAGAAUGCUAUGGUUUUAUGUAUACAUUGCCUAAUAGAAGAGUGCAUUGAAGUAUA
This is a messenger RNA of Vitis riparia (riverbank grape), 2477 nucleotides long. RefSeq names its product protein NARROW LEAF 1-like. Bases 379 to 2190 code for a protein of 603 amino acids. The record is from RefSeq and is a predicted model, not a curated record. The transcript is spliced from 8 exons. NCBI's taxonomy places the organism in Eukaryota, Viridiplantae, Streptophyta, Magnoliopsida, Vitales, Vitaceae.